This is a messenger RNA of Homo sapiens (human), 11392 nucleotides long. RefSeq names its product 3-phosphoinositide dependent protein kinase 1 (gene PDPK1). The transcript has 14 exons. Gene Ontology annotation, cellular component: plasma membrane; cytoplasm; cytoplasmic vesicle. Gene Ontology annotation, molecular function: protein serine/threonine kinase activity; protein kinase activity; 3-phosphoinositide-dependent protein kinase activity. Bases 4295 to 5971 code for a protein of 558 amino acids. Lineage: Eukaryota; Metazoa; Chordata; Mammalia; Primates; Hominidae. Gene Ontology annotation, biological process: negative regulation of toll-like receptor signaling pathway; regulation of mast cell degranulation; insulin-like growth factor receptor signaling pathway. The record is from RefSeq and is a predicted model, not a curated record.
UGGUUGUGUGACUGAUGGUCCUUGGGGAGCCCAGCAGUGAGGAUCUCAGCAGCCCACCUGUCUCAGAGUCCCCGCUGUGCACCCAGGCCCAGGGCUCAGUGAGUGAGAGCUCUCCGACCUCGGUGGGGGCGGGGCUAAUUGACCUUCAGACCCACCGUGUGCCAGUGCUGGCUGGCACACAGCACUGCUUGGACUUCCCCUGUGGGAAAGGAUGGGGACAGAUCAGUCUUUGGAAGAAUGGAGCGCUGGCUUUGCUCAGCCCUGUUCUUGGGAAGGUUUGAUCUGGAGAGCCGCAGCAGCCAGACCCUGGGGAGGCAGGUUAGUGAGCAGGCUCCCAACUUACGAGCUAGGAAGGCUGACGGCUGCUCAUUUCCCCCCAUGUGGACCUCAUCAGGGGGUCCUUCCUGAGGGCGAGCGCUAGGUUCGUCUGCGUUUCUCUCUCCCAGUUGGGCCUGACUCUGGACGCCAGGCUGAGGGAGUACACAGCUCCUUCAGAGCACGGGCUCAGACGCUCAGAUGCUCGGAGCGCUUCCGGCUGCUUUUCCAUGGGUAACUCACAUGUUCUUCCUGCAGGCUGGCAUUUGUCUUUCAUGGCUUUUUUCCAUCGGUCAGAAUUACAGUCUUUUGAUUGUAUGUACGUACCUGGUUAUUAUCAGAUAUCUAGUUUAAAAUGUGCAUCUGAAUAUAGAUUUUCUUGGUGAACGCAUUGCGUUCUCAUUCCGUAAAAAGUCGGAAGCUCAAAAUGAUGCUUAAAAAAAAAUCUUAGCAAGCUCUCCUGUGCAGAUGCUGCUGGCGCUGAGCUUUGUGCCUGGGGCAGAAAGGGUGAGGACGGCCCCGGUUGGUUUAGGAAAAGUGGUUAUGAACAGAACGGGCCCCAUGCUCCUGGCCUGAGGAAAUGUUGUGUGAAAAAGAUGGCUUCUACAGCUUGAAGGGGGACGGUCCACCUGAUGCUCCUGUCCCUCUCUGAGCCCCAGGGGCAGAAGGGAAACAGUCAAUAGCACGGCCGUUGCAGAUGGUGCCCAUAGAGGGAGGGUAGUUAGUGUCUGAGCAGGAGAGGGUGACCGGCCUUUGUGGGGCUGCUUCAGAGAGCCGGGCAGAGUCUGGGCCCCAACGUGGACUAGCAGGGGAGGAGCUCUCCUGGCUGGGGUGGCGACUCGGGGAGGUCUGGGUUGCCUGAGCAGGGAAUCGGCCUCCAGUGGGGGAGGUUCUGAGUGGGACGCGCUCUUCGUGUGGGCCUGGAGGACCUCUAGGCGGCCUGCACUCGCCUGAUACAGCUGGCUUCUGCUGGGAGGCUGGGUUUGCAUCCAAACUCUGAGACCUUUUGGACAAAACAUGCCAAAGAAGUUGGUGGUAGUAAGAAAUUCAUACUAAACUUGUUCUGUUAGGGUUUUUUUCCUUCCAGGUAUAUUAUUUCCCUUCAGUAGCCCUACAUUUUAAAAGUUAACGUUCAGCGUUGAGUCAGGGUCAGGUUUUGAAUGACACAGGAUGUUUUCAGAUCCUGAGUUUACCUGAAGCUCUCAAAGUAGCCUCCUAACAAAAAUUAUUGAAAACAUCAACUAUUUUGGAAUACUUUUAGGUAUGUAGAAAAAUUGCAGACGACACAGAAUUUCCAUAAUUUCCCCCAGCCAGCUUCCCCUAAUGCCAUGACAUGACCGUGAUACCUCUGUCACUCUGUCGAAACUGAGGUGUUCGCGCUGGCACCACACUACUCACCGAGCGACAGGCCUGUUUUGGAUUUUAUCAGUUUUCCUCCUGAUGUCCUUGCUGUCCCAGGACCCCGCCCCGGUGCCACAUCGCAUCGCGUUGUCCUGUCUCAUUCGCCCCCUCUGGUGUAGGAUAGCUGCCGUCCUUCCUUGUUUGUCAUCAGCUUGGUACUUUUGAGGAGUCCUGGUCAGGUAUUUUGCAGAAUGUGCCUUCAUUUGGGUUUGUUUGAUGUCUUGUGGUUGGACAGGUUGUGGGGUUAGGAAGAAUCCCACAGAGAUGAGGUGCCCUUAGUGCGUCGUAUUGGGGUACAGGACAUCCACGUGACUCAUCGCUGGUGACGUUCAACAAAAUUACUUACAAAACUUUUAAAAAAUUAUUAUUGUUUGCUUUAGAGAUGAGCUCUCGCUCUGUCAUCCAGGCUGGAGUGCAGUGGUGGGAUCAUAGCUCACUGCAGUCUCCAACUCCUGGGCUCAAGCGACCCCCCCACCUCAGCCUCCUGAGUAGCUGGGGCUACAGGUACGUGCCACUGUGUCUGGCAAAAUUAGUUUUACUUUACCAAAAGGAAGCACAUAGGCCUGCUCUGCUCUCUGCUACUUGGGGGUUUUGUGUCAUAGAUUGUAGGACACUGGUGGUAAUUUAAUUUCAGAAGGGACCUUCUUGCUCACCCAGUUGGAUCCUUCCAGUUUCUAGAUGAAGACACUUGGGACCUGGAGGCCUUCUGACUUUUGGGUCAGAGCUGGCAUGGAGUCCAGGCACCUGCUUUCUGCAGGCAUGCAUGCUCCUGGGACACUCUGCAGGGACAGAGCCAUCCCCAGCAAGGCAGACUGACAGGGCUGGUUUCCAGUCGGGUGGGGCCGCAUCCCUCCAGGGGAUGUGAGGCAGGUUUGAGAUGAGUCUGCUCCCCUUCUGCCUGCUGCUCCUGUCUUUUUUUUUCUUUUUCUUUUUCUUUUCUUUUUUUUUUUUUGAGACGGAGUCUCGCUCUGUUUCCAAGGCUGGAGUGCAGUGGCGCGAUCUCAGCUCACUGCAACCUCUGCCUCCCAGGUUCAAGUGGUACUCCUGCCUCAGCCUCCCAAGUAGCUGAGACUACAGGCAUGCGCCCCCACACCUGGCUUAUUUUGCGUUUUUAGUAGAGACAGGGUUUCUCCAUGUUGGUCAGGCUGGUCUCCAAUUCCUGACCUCAGGUGAUCCUCCCAAAGUGCUGGGAUCACAGGCGUGAGCCACCGCAACUGGCCUAGGAGUAACUUCUUAAUGAAUAUUUUAAUAAUAUAAAUCUUAGUCUGAAUUUCUGACUGUGUCGCCUAGAUGCCAUGUAGGGGAAUGGGCAGGUCAGAGGGUGUGGCCUGCGGUGUGGCGAGGCACUGAGGAUUAGGUGCUGCAGUUUUCCUCCGGCCCCUCCUGGUUCCCUGGUGAACACACAUCAGCCUCAGAUGGGCGACCCCCUACUCAUGGGAGGGCUGGGAGUGUGGGCCUUGUAGUUGGAUUCUGCUUCAGAAUUGCGUGUGACCUCACUGUGGAGUGUUUGACUGGACAAAAGCCUGCUGUAUACUCAGUGUCCCCAUCUGUAGAAAGGAUGCCGAUGGUACCCACCCCCAGAGUUGUUUUGAGGACUAACCACGAUAAUACAUGUAAAAUGCUCAGAAGAAUGUGUGGCAAACAGCAAGCACUUAAUAAAUUUUUUUUUUUAGUAGAGAAAAAUGGCAUUUUAUUUAUUUUAAACAACAGCAUUUAAAGUUAUACCUAUAAGGGGCACACAGAAGAUAUAUGGAGAGUUUAAAGAAUGAAAAUAAACUCACACGUGCCCACCACCCUACUUGAAAAACAGGAUUUUACCAGAAGGCUCGAGUGGCCCUCCAGAUUGUAGUUUCUGGCCCCUCCCGUUCAGAGGUAACUGGCAUCCUGGUUUUCAUGUUGAUCAGUGGUGUUUAAAGUACACCUGUAGGAAGUUCCAAAGUGCAGGAAGGGAACAAAGCCUCCUUGCAGAGAAAUCUUGUACUUUGGUGUUUCAUCAUCUGUUUGUGUGACAAAUAUACAACGUUAAUGUUGAAGAUGUGGGUUAGUGAAAUUGAGACCUGGCGCUUCCUGAGGCUGGCAGCCCGGUUGAGCCUGAGGACCAGACUUGAGGCAGUUGGCAGUCCGCGCCUCGUUGCCCUCUGUCUGCCCUGGGUAAGUGAGAGGCUCCUUGGGAGGCCAGUGGAGAUGGCUGUGGGAGGACAGAUUGAGUAGCUGUCCUUGGAGCUGCUCCUCCCUCCCUUCGUGGAGAAAUAGAAACAGCUUUCCUCCGGCCCUCACCUGUUGCCAGGGCUCCACGCUGGUGGGGGCGAGCUGCGUUUUGCUGAGUUGCACCGUGGGAGAGCGUUGGUGACCACUUGCCUGCUGUGGGCCAGCUCCCCGUGGCCAAGGACCAGCGUGGGCAGGGCCUUCGGGCACGGGUUGCUGGUACGAGCACACCGAGAAUCCCCUCCGCCAUAGGGCCUGCCCUGUGAGCUGCCCACCAGAUUCCACGGAGUGCUUCACACUCCUGUCUGGUGUGGGUCCCGCAGCCCUUGUGGGUGGGCCCAUGUCAUUAGCCUCAUUUUAGAGAAGAGUCUUGAUGGGUCGGAGAGCGGUGGCUUACCCACAGUAUGACGCCGUGCCCAUCCAGUCCAGCGUGGUGUUAUGUUCCUGCCCAUCCCCAUCAAUGGUGAGGACCCAGACUGAGUCCAGCACGCCCCCUGGCAUUCCUGGUGGCAGCAGGCAGGGCCCCGCCAUGGACGGCACUGCAGCCGAGCCUCGGCCCGGCGCCGGCUCCCUGCAGCAUGCCCAGCCUCCGCCGCAGCCUCGGAAGAAGCGGCCUGAGGACUUCAAGUUUGGGAAAAUCCUUGGGGAAGGCUCUUUUUCCACGGUUGUCCUGGCUCGAGAACUGGCAACCUCCAGAGAAUAUGCGAUUAAAAUUCUGGAGAAGCGACAUAUCAUAAAAGAGAACAAGGUCCCCUAUGUAACCAGAGAGCGGGAUGUCAUGUCGCGCCUGGAUCACCCCUUCUUUGUUAAGCUUUACUUCACAUUUCAGGACGACGAGAAGCUGUAUUUCGGCCUUAGUUAUGCCAAAAAUGGAGAACUACUUAAAUAUAUUCGCAAAAUCGGUUCAUUCGAUGAGACCUGUACCCGAUUUUACACGGCUGAGAUUGUGUCUGCUUUAGAGUACUUGCACGGCAAGGGCAUCAUUCACAGGGACCUUAAACCGGAAAACAUUUUGUUAAAUGAAGAUAUGCACAUCCAGAUCACAGAUUUUGGAACAGCAAAAGUCUUAUCCCCAGAGAGCAAACAAGCCAGGGCCAACUCAUUCGUGGGAACAGCGCAGUACGUUUCUCCAGAGCUGCUCACGGAGAAGUCCGCCUGUAAGAGUUCAGACCUUUGGGCUCUUGGAUGCAUAAUAUACCAGCUUGUGGCAGGACUCCCACCAUUCCGAGCUGGAAACGAGUAUCUUAUAUUUCAGAAGAUCAUUAAGUUGGAAUAUGACUUUCCAGAAAAAUUCUUCCCUAAGGCAAGAGACCUCGUGGAGAAACUUUUGGUUUUAGAUGCCACAAAGCGGUUAGGCUGUGAGGAAAUGGAAGGAUACGGACCUCUUAAAGCACACCCGUUCUUCGAGUCCGUCACGUGGGAGAACCUGCACCAGCAGACGCCUCCGAAGCUCACCGCUUACCUGCCGGCUAUGUCGGAAGACGACGAGGACUGCUAUGGCAAUUAUGACAAUCUCCUGAGCCAGUUUGGCUGCAUGCAGGUGUCUUCGUCCUCCUCCUCACACUCCCUGUCAGCCUCCGACACGGGCCUGCCCCAGAGGUCAGGCAGCAACAUAGAGCAGUACAUUCACGAUCUGGACUCGAACUCCUUUGAACUGGACUUACAGUUUUCCGAAGAUGAGAAGAGGUUGUUGUUGGAGAAGCAGGCUGGCGGAAACCCUUGGCACCAGUUUGUAGAAAAUAAUUUAAUACUAAAGAUGGGCCCAGUGGAUAAGCGGAAGGGUUUAUUUGCAAGACGACGACAGCUGUUGCUCACAGAAGGACCACAUUUAUAUUAUGUGGAUCCUGUCAACAAAGUUCUGAAAGGUGAAAUUCCUUGGUCACAAGAACUUCGACCAGAGGCCAAGAAUUUUAAAACUUUCUUUGUCCACACGCCUAACAGGACGUAUUAUCUGAUGGACCCCAGCGGGAACGCACACAAGUGGUGCAGGAAGAUCCAGGAGGUUUGGAGGCAGCGAUACCAGAGCCACCCGGACGCCGCUGUGCAGUGACGUGGCCUGCGGCCGGGCUGCCCUUCGCUGCCAGGACACCUGCCCCAGCGCGGCUUGGCCGCCAUCCGGGACGCUUCCAGACCACCUGCCAGCCAUCACAAGGGGAACGCAGAGGCGGAAACCUUGCAGCAUUUUUAUUUAAAAGAAAAGAAGAAAAAAAACACCCAACCACACAAAGAACAAAACCAGUAACAAACACAAAGGAAUUCAGGGUCGCUUUGCUUGCUCUCUGUGCUCCGUGGAGGCCUCCGUGUGCCCUCGUUGCCGUGGGGACCCAGCUCCAUGCACGUCAACCCAGUCCCGCCCAGACUAGUGGACAGACCUGGUGUCACCAGUUUUUCCUAGCAUCAGUCCGAACCAUGCGCCCGCCCUGCCCCAACUGUGUGCUGGUCCUGCUGUGGCCGAGGGGACCGGGUGUGUUUGGCUCUUUAUGCCCCUCCCGCUGUGGUCCUGGAACUCUUCACCAGGGAGGGAGCCCUGCGGGGGCCGCAGCUUUGUGGAGGGAGCCGCCGUGCUUCUGUCACCUGCUCCCUUUCUUGCGUCUCCCUGUGAUGGGCCCUUAGGCCUGGCUGGGCCCAUUACAUAUCCCUGUGGUGGCUCUGGUGGCAGCUUUCUGUGGCCCCUGCUGUGUUGGCAGGCAGGUUUGCGUGGUGAGGAGCGGGAGGGGUUGGAGUGGUGCGGGAGCAGGCUGCCGAGUGGAGGGUGCCAUCGAGGGCUCCGGAUCCCUUAUCCUACUUAGCAGUGUUGGUCUCUGGGGCUGGAAGCCGAGCGCAUGCUGGGAGCGGUACUGUCAGAAGUGAGCCCAGUUAGUACCCCGCUGGCUCACUGCACGAGAGAGUCCUGCCCCGAGCCCUAGGUGGGGCCAGGAGGUGCCUUGGAGAAGCCAGCCAGAGCAGAGAGGGCUGCUGACUUCCGUGUGGAGCAGAGAGGCCUGAGGGCCUCCUAAAAGGUUUAAAUGUCCACGCCUCUCCAGUUGCUGAAGUAGGGUCUGAGAGAACCCUGGCAUCAGCAGACCCAGGGUGCUUCUGUCUCCUGCAGACCACGCCAGGGAGUGCAGACACCACCGUCACACACGCCCCUUUUGUGUUUUGGUUCAAGUUUCUCAGAGCCCCUCAGAGCUUCUACAUCUGUGCAUCAGAAAUCUCACAGCCUUCUCAUGCUGCCGGCUCAUCUGGGCCCAUAGAGUGGGCUUUGCCAGUUGCUGUUGCACAGGAGGCGAGAACAGCACACUUCAACCCCAGCUUGCUGGUCGGCUUUCCUCUAGAGAGAGCCGGUUUUGGGGCCAUUUCCCUUUGAUGCUUUGGUGGCCUUGCCCCGCUCUGCAGCACAGACAGGCCAGAUGCAUUUGUCCUUUGCCUAGCUACUCCCCAGGUAGAGAGUGCUCCUGGUGGCCUGGCAGGUCUGGGCCCUUCUCUCCCUGCCCAGGUUGUCCCUGGAGGGCAGCCCUCACUCCCUUUGGGGGAGAGGCAGACAUUGCUGCCCACAGACCUGCCUCUGACUCAACUGUGUCCACCCUCCCUGGUCCCUACCCCCAAGUCACAGGUGACUCAGCAGUGACCCUGUGUGCCAGGCCAGAUCCAAACUGAGAGGGAAGGUGUCGUUUUUACACUGCUAAUGACGAGAGUGGCUCUUUUUAGCUAGGCGAGUACAGACGGGGCCUGGGAGGGGGCAGAGAUGUUCCCCAGGCCCUGCCUGUGGUUCCUGCCUGGGCCUUGGCUGCUGCUGUGUGAGAGCUGCAUGUGAGCCUGUGACCGUGAGCUGGGGUGAGCUGGGCCGCACCUACCCUGGGGCCCCAGGGAGCAGGACGCUCCGGGGCCCAGCACGUUGCCCUGGGCCUGUGGCCGGAGUCGGAGUCCUCUCUCCUCCUCCUGGCUUUUGGAAAGGCUUGGCUGUGUUGGGGAGUCUCUCUUAGCCCUUUCAGGAAUUUCUGUUCAGGCUUCCUCCUCCUCAUCAGCUAUUUUACCCAUCUCAGAACGUCCUGUGUCUCCAUGUAGGAGAGUGGCUCUCUCAGAUCUCUCAGGGCGUCUGGUUAUAGGGAAACAAGUGGAGCAGGGACGUGGCUUUAAUUGGAGCACUCGGCUGGGCUGCUUGGGGAGACUCUUCCGUGCGUUCUUCCUCUGGAUAGAACCACCACCUCCUGGGCGUCACUGACAAGCUCCAUCUUAACCUCCAAAGCCACAGAACUAGGGGCUCAGAGCCAGAGCUGGCAGCCGCCAGCCAAAAUGAUGCCAUUGCCUGAGCUGACAGCCAAGCCCUUCUGUGGGUCACCUUUCUCCUCACCCAGCCCCUUGCUCUUCCCUUUUGAAAGGCCCGUGUGUUUUCUUUCCUUACCCUGUGCUUGCUCAUGUCUACUCCGGUUUUCUCUACCACAUCCUUAGAGCCAUCACCUGGCACGCAGGCGCCUUACAUUCUACGGUAGAACGUGGGGUACUGUGUGUGCACAUAGACACACUUACGUGGAAUUACAGUUGUGGGUUUAUCCAAGAUGAGGAAGAUUUCACCUGCUGUUUAAUAGACUUGGGGCCAUGUGCCUCCCCACACAUGGGCAAGGACAGGUGGAAUGUCGGGACCACACUGUGCGGCUUCUCGGCACAAAGCGGAGGGAGGCUGUGGUCGCUGCCGGCCUAGGUGUCCCAGGUGCCCCGCCUUUCUCUGGGACACAGUUGGGGGCUGGCUUCUGAGGGAUUCCUUUCUCCCCUCUUUGUGUGGCCCCAGCCAGGGCGGUGGGCAGUCCUGGUGUAGAGCACAAGCCUCUCCACCCUAGAGAAAUGCCUCUGUACCACGGCUACCAUGUGGAACCUUAACUUGCAGAAGGCUUGUUAACAAUUGUUUUGAGAGAGAUGGCUGGUCAUGCCACAGCUGCUGGGGACUCCGCCUACUCCAGCCCUCUUGGGACACACUGUGGGAUUUGUGGCCCUUCCCCAGAGGAAUUGUGGAGACUGUCCCAUGGAACAAACCCUCAGGCACCAGCACAGGGCUCUGGGUGACUCAGUAAAACUAACGUUUGUCUCUGACAAGAUCAGCUGUAGGCUCACCGGCCAGAGAAGACCACUGUGAGCAUUUUGCCGUAUAUCCUGCCCUGCCAUUUGUUCACUUUUUAAACUAAAAUAGGAACAUCCGACACACACCGUUUGCAUCGUCUUCUCCCUUGAUAUUUUAAGCAUUUUCCCAUGUCAUGAGUUUCUCAGAAACAUGUUUUUAACAAUUGUACUAUUUAGUCAUUGUCCAUUUACUAUAAUUUAUCUGACCAUUUCCCUACUGUAAAAUACUUAAGACGGUUUCUGAUUUUUCCACUAUUUAAAUAAUGCUGUGAUGAAUAUCUUUAAAAUCUUCUGAUUUCUUACUUUUUUCCCCCUUAGAUGCCUGGAAGUGGUAUUUUGAGGUGAAAGAGUUUGUUCAUUUUGAAGAUAUUUCUGUCUCUCUCUCGACCUGAUGUGUAGACGCUCACUUCCAGUAGCAGAACCACCUUAGUUGUGUCUUACAGAUUCUGAACAAAUCGGUUUCUGAUAAGCCAUGUGUUCCAAAGAAUGUCUGAAUAAGACCGCUCUUUAUUUAAAUGCUAAGAGGAUGUCACUACUGCAAUCCAUCUGUGGCCGAUUUUUUCCAAGAGCCAAUUUCCUUGUUUUGGUUGCAAGAACCUGGCUCUGCCUGCAUGUCAGCUCUCUGCCCUCCCUGCUGCCGUGGCUUUCAAGCGCUUGGCAGAAUCUUGUACUUCGUGUCCACAAUGGUACUGAAUUUGCAUCUGCACAGUCAGCAGAGAUAACAAGUGUUGAACUGACCUUGCCACAUGCUUAGUGAGUGAUUUGUAAUUAAGUUUAUAGACUCAGAAGGUAUAUUAGGACAUUUGGAAUCAGUAGCAGAGCAAAGCCUCUUUGAAAAAAACCACGUAGCUGAUUGGGUUUUACAAGAGUGCAUUUGUCUCCCCCUUCCACCCGUGGGGCCCCACCUUCAGGUCUUAGUGGUUCACAAGAGCCCAGCAGCCAGGCUGGCUUUUUCAUUGUAGGGCGUGGUUGUCCCAGCUGGUGUAGAUUUCAGGCCGCCCCCCCCAACUCCCUGCCCACAGUGUUGCAGAUUGCCUGGCUGGCAGCAAGUCCAGACCACCCAAAUUUGGUUGGAUUCUUCAUUUCUCCACUGUAGUUGGGGUCCAUUGAUUGUGCAGGGGAACGUGCAGGAGGUUUUUCUAGGCACCGUGUUCAGUGCUGCUUCACUCUACCAGAGAUUAUGGCCAAAUUGCACGGAAUUUGGUUUCUUGCCCUCUGAAGCCUGAGGGCCCCCCCUUGCCUGGCUGGUUGACAGACCCGGGGUGGUCACUGCUGAGACUUCAGAGAUCGCAGCUGCUGUGAGAAUACGGUGAAGGUACUUUGUUCUGGAAGAUGUUGUCAUACACUUUUCCCCAGUUAUUUUCAAACUUGACAUGAGCCUAUGUUGACUCACUGGGUGGGGGUCCCUUCUUACGCAGCACACGUGGCAAGUGCCUGAAUCGGGGCUGGAGGCACUUCAGAGCCUCUGAGGGGCCACCACUUCUGGCCCAAAAUUGCAGGGUUGUAGAUGAGGCUGCCUGUGGAGAACUGGUGUGAGGAGGAAGCUGUUUCCAACAAAGAGCACUUUCAUCUGUUGAGAUGGCUGUGGUGAGCAACUGAACGAGCCUACGUGUGUACCUGAAUUUUCCCCGUAACUCAUUUCUUCCAUAUGAAGAAACACCAAACUAUGUACAGAGAACUUUUUACAAAAGGCAGACCUUUUUUAAGCUGUGUAACCCACAUAGCCUAACCACCUGGCAGAAUGACUACGAAUAGGGGUCAUUGUGCUGGUAAAAGCCUCUAUUACGACUGUAAGUAAGUUGGAUGUUGGCAAAAUUAAAUUGUUACAGUAUUUAGAGCUGCUGUAGCUGUUCCUUCACAACAUAAAAUAGGAUAAAUGACUAGUACGUCUUUCAGGUGGGUGGCAAGCAGAACAUGCGUAAUAUUCUCUACCUGGUCUGUAGCUGUAACUGUGAUGUACAGACAAAGCAAAAAUUAAAAGAACUUAUGAAAACAAAUGCAAUGAUACUAGGAUAUACACUUUUGUAUUUUUAUUCUUAUAUAAGGUUAUUUGCUGGCUAUUGUUGGCCUCUAGUUCAGUCUGUGUUAUUUAAAUUCUAAUAUAUGAAUUAUUUGAAUUGAAUUCAUGUUCGGGGCCACGUUGUUGUAUGUAUUGAUGUACAGCCUUGAAUGUGAAUAAUUAUUGUAAACUAUAUUUUACAACUUUUUUUCUGGCUUUAUUAUAUAAAUUUUCUAUUGGGUCAGUGAUUUAAUCAUAUAAUUUAAUGAAUCUGUUUAUCCUUUUUUUUUUUCCAAAUACUUGUGCUUUAGGUGUAGUUACCAGAUGAUGAAUUUUCCUCGUAUGGUCAGUAGUCUUGUAAUAAAAAGCAUGUAGAGUGUA